AUGGGUGAAUGUCCUGUUGCACACAAGAAGAGCAAUGUUGCUGGAGGUGGUACUCGCAACACUGACUGGUGGCCAAACGCCUUGAAGUUGAAUAUCCUCCGCCAGCACACUGAAGCCACCAACCCUCAAAGCAAGGAUUUUGAUUAUGCCUCUGCUUUCAAGACUCUUGACUACUGGGGUCUCAAGAAGGAUCUCCAUGCCUUGAUGACCGACUCGCAAGAGUUCUGGCCCGCUGACUUCGGCCACUACGGUGGCUUGUUCAUCCGCAUGGCAUGGCACAGCGCGGGUACUUACCGAGUCUUCGAUGGACGCGGUGGUGGUGGCCAGGCCCAACAGCGAUUCGCGCCGCUGAACUCUUGGCCCGAUAACGUCUCUCUCGACAAGGCUCGUCGUCUUCUUUGGCCUAUCAAGCAGAAGUACGGUAACAAGAUUUCCUGGGCGGAUUUGCUGCUUUUGACUGGUAACGUCGCUUUGGAGUCCAUGGGUCUGCAGACCUUUGGAUUCGCCGGUGGCCGUCCCGAUGUCUGGGAGGCGGAUGAGUCGGUCUACUGGGGAAGCGAGAACGUCUGGUUCACGAACGAGGCGCGUUAUGAGGCUGAGACUCCUGAUGAGAAGACCAAGCAGAGCGAUAUCAAGACUCGUGAUCUCGAAGACCCGCUGGCCGCGGUCGUCAUGGGUUUGAUUUACGUUAACCCCGAAGGUCCUGAUGGAAACCCCGACCCCGUCGCUGCGGCGCGGGAUAUCCGCAUCACCUUUGGCCGCAUGGCUAUGAAUGAUGAAGAGACCGUCGCCUUGAUUGCCGGUGGUCACACCUUCGGAAAGACACACGGUGCAGCUAGUGCCGACAACGUCGGAAAGGAACCCGAGGCUGCCGGCCUUGAGUCCCAGGGCCUGGGAUGGCACAACGCACACGGCACCGGAGCCGGACCCCACGCCAUCACCAGUGGCCUGGAGGUCACUUGGACCAAGACUCCUACCAAGUGGAGCAACCAGUUCCUUGAAUAUCUGUUCCAGUUCGAGUGGGAGCUGACCACAAGUCCCGCUGGAGCCAAACAGUGGGUGGCUAAGAAUGCUGACUCCAUCAUUCCCCACGCUUUCGACUCCACCAAGAAGCAGAAGCCCACUAUGUUGACCACUGAUCUUUCUUUGCGUUUCGACCCCAUUUAUGAGAAGAUCUCCCGUCGCUUCCUUGAGAACCCCGGUCAGCUUGCCGAUGCCUUCUCCCGCGCCUGGUUCAAGCUGCUCCACCGUGACAUGGGUCCCCGUGCUCGCUGGUUGGGCCCUGAGGUCCCCAAGGAGGUUCUCCUCUGGGAAGAUUACGUUCCCGCUCCUUCUUCCGCUCUGAUUGAUAACGGAGACAUCAUCGCCCUCAAGAACGAAAUCCUCUCCACCGGCGUUGAGCCCAUCAAGUUCAUCACGACUGCUUGGGCCUCCGCCUCAACCUUCCGCGGUGGUGACAAGCGUGGUGGUGCCAACGGCGCCCACAUCCGCCUUGCCCCCCAGAAGGACUGGGAUGUCAACAACCCAGCGCAGCUGCAGGAGGUCCUCAGUGUUUUGGAGAGCAUACAGCAGCGCUUCAACAAGACCCAGAACGGCGAGAAGCGUGUUUCCAUCGCCGAUCUGAUUGUCCUGGCUGGAUCUGCUGCUCUGGAGCGCUCCUCUGGCAUCCCCGUCCCCUUCACCCCUGGCCGCAGCGAUGCGACCGCAGAGCAGACCGACGUCGAAUCAUUCAGCUGGCUCCGACCGUUCGCUGACGGAUUCCGCAACUACGGAAACUCCACUCGUCGUGUGCGCACCGAGCAGCUUCUCGUCGACAAGGCCCAGCAGCUCACACUCUCCGCCCCUGAACUCACUGUCCUCGUCGGCGGUCUCCGUUCCCUGAACGCCAACUGGGAUGGUUCUAAGCACGGAGUGCUUACAUCCCGCCCUGGCCAGCUGAGCAACGACUUCUUCGUUAACCUGCUCGACAUGAACACGAUCUGGAAGCCCACUGGCGCUGACAGUGAAUACUUCGAGGGCUCCGAUCGCAAGACCGGUGCCAAGAAGUGGACCGCCACCCGUGUGGACCUGAUCUUCGGUCACCACGCCGAGCUUCGCGCCCUUUCGGAGCUGUAUGGUAGCUCUGAUGCCCAGGACAAGUUCAAGAAGGACUUUGUUGCUGCUUGGGACAAGGUCAUGAACUUGGAUCGUUAUGAUGUGUCUUGCUUCCCCGUGACUGGCCGUCCUCGUCUGUGA
Penicillium brevicompactum is the source of this 2235-nucleotide messenger RNA. It is a transcript of the gene cat2, whose product is annotated as bifunctional catalase-peroxidase Cat2. The transcript is spliced from 4 exons. Gene Ontology annotation, molecular function: catalase activity; heme binding. The coding region runs from base 1 to 2235 and encodes 744 amino acids. NCBI's taxonomy places the organism in Eukaryota, Fungi, Ascomycota, Eurotiomycetes, Eurotiales, Aspergillaceae. Gene Ontology annotation, cellular component: cytosol. Gene Ontology annotation, biological process: cellular response to hydrogen peroxide; hydrogen peroxide catabolic process. The record is from RefSeq and is a predicted model, not a curated record.